This is a messenger RNA of Sorghum bicolor (sorghum), 1092 nucleotides long. RefSeq names its product succinate dehydrogenase [ubiquinone] iron-sulfur subunit 2, mitochondrial. Bases 49 to 990 code for a protein of 313 amino acids. Gene Ontology annotation, biological process: respiratory electron transport chain; aerobic respiration; tricarboxylic acid cycle. Gene Ontology annotation, cellular component: mitochondrion. Lineage: Eukaryota; Viridiplantae; Streptophyta; Magnoliopsida; Poales; Poaceae. The record is from RefSeq and is a predicted model, not a curated record. Gene Ontology annotation, molecular function: 2 iron, 2 sulfur cluster binding; electron transfer activity. The transcript has a single exon.
UCAGGCUCCGAUCAUCAGCCGCCGCAAGCGAUCACCAGCUAGGUGACGAUGCUGCGGAGGACGCUGCCGGCGUUGCGCUCGGUGAAGGAUGGCGCGGCAGGGCAGGCCGGCAAGGUCGACGCGCACUUCCCGUCGCUGCGUGGACACCCGGCGGCGCGCGCCAACGCCCGCGAGGCCGCCGAGGGGCAGGCCCGGCUGUCCGCGGAGGAGGAGGACCGCCGCAAGCGCGACGGCAGGGCAACGACGACGGUGAAGGAGUUCCAGGUGUACCGGUGGAACCCGGACUCGCCGGCGGGGCGGCCGUUCCUGCAGUCCUACCUGGUGGACCUGGCCAGCUGCGGGCCCAUGGUGCUGGACGUGCUGCAGAAGAUCAAGGCGGAGCAGGACUCGACGCUGGCGUUCCGGCGGUCGUGCCGGGAGGGCAUCUGCGGGUCGUGCUCCAUGAGCAUCGACGGCGUGAACACGGUGGCGUGCCUCAAGCCCGUGGACGCGGACACGUCGCGGCCGAGCAUGGUCACGCCGCUGCCGCACAUGUACGUGGUCAAGGACCUCGUCGUGGACCUCACCAACUUCUACCAGCAGUACAGGUCCGUGGAGCCGUGGCUCAAGACCAAGAGGAGGGCGUCGUCGGCGUCCGAGGGCGAAGCAACGACGACGCGCCGCGAGCACCUGCAGUCGCCGGCGCAGCGGAAGAAGCUGGACGGGCUGUACGAGUGCAUCCUGUGCGCGUGCUGCAGCACGGCGUGCCCGUCCUACUGGUGGAACUCGGAGGCGUUCCUGGGCCCCGCCGCGCUGCUGCACGCCUACCGCUGGGUCUCCGACAGCCGGGACGACUACGGCCGGGAGCGGAUACAGUCGCUGUCGGAAGGGUGGGACAAGAUGUACAGGUGCAGGAUGAUCAAGAGCUGCACGGCGACGUGCCCCAAGAGCCUCGACCCCGCCGCCGCCAUCUCCGCCAUGAAGGCAUUGCACCAGCUCCGCAAGGCCUGACGAGUCAGGGGAAACCCCAGUGGCAAGCAGCUAUGACCUGUACGAUCCAACGAGUUGAAAAUUUUCGCCUUGAAAAUUUUGUGGACGCCAAUCCGCAAAAUC